AUGACAAUUGAAAAUAUAUGGAUGCAACUUCUCGAUAACCCAACACUCAGUGUUCUUCCUCAUGACUACUUACGUCCUCAGCAAGAACCUUUCAUUAAACAAGAAGAAUUAAUUGUUCAAUUACCUCAAUUGGACUUACCUUUCGAAGGCUUUGAAGACAAGUACACAGUUUUCUUGGCUCUAUGGUCUACUUUGAUUUUCAGAUUAAGCGGUGACGCUGACAUUGUUUUAUACAUUACAGGCAAUAAGGUGCUGAGAUUUCAAAUUCAAGCGGAAUGUACCUUCCAACAUCUAAUUGAAAUCAUAAGAAGUAAAUUAGACGAACUUUCGAACAUUGUCGACGAAAUCAACUUCGAUUGCUUUGCUGAAAAAAUACAACAAGAACAAGAUUUAGAGAAAACACCUCAGUUAUUUCGUUUAGCCGGUUUAUUAGAUGCAUCUUCCGAUUUCAAGCUAAAUGCCUUCAAAUAUCAUCCUUUAGAUCUAGCCAUCAAUCUACGGUCCAUAAACAAUACACACACAUUGGAACUAAUUUUUAACGCAUACAUUUACUCAACAGAAAGAAUCCAAACUUUAAGUGACCAAUUCAUACAAUUUAUAUCAGUAGUUCAGCAAAACCCUCAAUGUGUUAUAACCCAGGCGAGCUUAGUAACUCCGGAAUCACUAAACAGGUUACCUAAUCCAACUAGAGAUCUGGAUUGGUGUGGAUUCGUCGGCUGCAUUCAAGACAUAUUUCAGGAUAAUGCCGAAUCUUUCCCAGAUAGGACAUGUGUAGUGGAAACUGGUUCUUCCAAAAUGCCUCGCAGAACGUUCACUUACCAAGAUAUCAAUAGAGCUUCUAAUAUUGUGGCCCAUUAUCUAAUCGACACAGGAAUCAAAGUGGGUGAUGUGGUUAUGAUUUAUUCAUCAAGAGGGGUCGAUCUGAUGAUUUGCGUAUUGGGUGUUUUAAAAGCUGGUGCCACCUUUUCUGUCAUUGAUCCUGCAUAUCCCCCAGCAAGACAAACUGUCUACUUAGAUGUUGCUAGGCCAAAGGGACUAAUUGUCAUUAGAUCAGCAGGCGUCCUAGAUUCACUAGUGGAGAAUUUCAUUAAAGAUGAAUUGGAAGUCAUUACUAGAAUCCCUUCAGUUGCAAUUCAGGCGGAUGGUACCUUACAAGGCUCACUCGAUCAAACAAAUGAUAUUUUAUCUAAAUAUGAGACUAUGAAAGACCAAAGAACGGGUGUCAUAGUUGGUCCAGAUUCCAAUCCUACAUUAUCUUUCACCUCAGGUUCAGAGGGAAAACCAAAGGGUGUAUUAGGCAGACAUUAUUCUUUAGCUUAUUACUUCAGUUGGAUGGCUUCCCAGUUUAACUUAUCUUCCAAAGAUAGAUUUACUAUGUUGAGUGGUAUAGCACAUGAUCCCAUCCAAAGAGAUAUGUUUACUCCAUUAUUCUUGGGUGCUCAAUUAUAUGUCCCAACUGAAGAAGACAUAUGUACCCCUGGUCAGUUAGCAAAGUGGAUGAGUGAUAACAACUGUACUAUUACACAUUUAACUCCAGCAAUGGGUCAAUUAUUGACAGCACAAGCCGUUACACCAUUCCCAAAAUUACAUCAUGCCUUCUUUGUUGGAGAUGUAUUAACCAAACGUGAUUGCUUGAGAUUACAGACACUUGCUGAAAACUGUUGUAUCGUUAAUAUGUACGGUACUACUGAAACUCAAAGGGCGGUAUCUUAUUUUGAAGUUCAUUCUAGGACACAGGACCCUGACUUCUUAAAAAACUUGAAAAACGUGAUGCCUGCAGGAAGAGGUAUGAAAAAUGUUCAACUGUUGGUUAUUAACAGAAAUGAUAGAUCUCAAAUUUGUGGUGUUGGUGAAGUAGGUGAAAUAUACGUCAGAGCUGCUGGCCUGGCUGAGGGCUAUAGAGGAUUACCUGAUCUUAACAAAGAAAAGUUCGUCAAAAAUUGGUUUGUUGAUGACGGACAUUGGAAUCAUUUAGACAAAGAUAGGGGUGAGCCCUGGAGAAAGUUUUGGUUAGGACCUAGAGACAGGUUAUACAGAACUGGUGAUUUGGGACGUUAUUUACCAAAUGGUGACUGUGAAUGUUGCGGUAGAGCAGAUGAUCAAAUUAAAAUAAGAGGUUUUAGAAUUGAAUUAGGAGAAAUAGAUACACAUAUUUCUCAACAUUCGUUAGUUCGUGAAAAUAUUACGCUAGUACGUAAAAACGCCAAUAAUGAGCCAACAUUAAUAACCUUCAUUGUUCCAAGAUUUGACAUGCCUAAUGAAUUGGCAGAAUUUCAGACACCUGUUCCAGAAAGUGUCAAAGAUCAGACUGUGAGGGGCUUAAUCGCUUUUGACUUGCUUGGAAAGGAUAUCAAAUUAUUUUUGAGAAAAAGACUACCAAGUUAUGCUAUUCCAUCUUUGAUUCUUGCUUGGGAUAAGCUGCCACUAAAUCCAAACGGGAAGGUGGAUAAGCCAAAACUUCAAUUCCCAACAGAAAAACAAUUAAAAACUGUUGUUGAAUAUUCUCCUUCUACCAGCGAUGAUGGUGAACUAAGUCCAAUUGAACGCAAGAUUCGCGACAUUUGGUCGGAUAUUUUACCAAUAACAGCCUCCUCAAUGUCCAUAAACGAUUCUUUCUUUGACUUAGGGGGUCACUCAAUUUUGGCUACCAAAAUGUUCUUCACAUUGAAAACCACAUUUAACAUUGAUUUGCCAUUAAACUCAGUGUUCAAAUUUCCAACAAUCAAAACCUUAGCAGCAGAAAUUGUAAGAUUAGGAAAAUCGAGCGUACAAAAUAAUCCACAAGCCUCUACUGGUAGUACCAAAACUGCUGAAUAUGAAUCUGAUGCAAGACAGUUAGUUAAUACCCUACCGGAAAGUUAUGCCAGUCGUAGUACAUUGAAAAAUGAUGGCACAAUAAAUGUCUUUGUUACUGGUGCAACAGGAUUUUUGGGCUCCUAUAUUAUAAGUAAUAUACUAAACAGAAGCAGUGACCAUCAAACGUUCAAGGUGUUUGCCCAUGUACGUGCAGAUACUAAAGAAAAAGGCCUGAAGAGACUAGAGAAAGCAGGUGUAACAUAUGGCACUUGGUCCGCUGCCUUUUCUGAAAAUAUUGAGGUUAUAUUGGGUGAUUUAUCCAAACGUCAAUUUGGAUUACCAAAUGAAAUGUGGACCAAACUGGGGAAUGAAAUUGAUGUCAUUAUACACAAUGGUGCUUUAGUCCACUGGGUUUACCCUUAUAGUAAGUUAAGAGACGCAAAUGUUGUCUCCACAGUAAAUGUCAUGAAUUUAGCUUCCUUUGGUAAACCAAAGUUCUUUGACUUCGUUUCCUCAACAUCUACACUGGAUAGCAAAUAUUAUUUUAAACUAUCAGACCAGCUGGUUUCUGAAGGCAAAAGCGGUAUAACUGAAGCUGAUGAUUUAAUGGGUUCUGCUCACACACUCAGUGGAGGUUACGGGCAGUCUAAAUGGGCUGCUGAGUAUAUCAUAAGGAAAGCUGGUGAGAGAGGUUUAAGAGGUUGUAUCGUAAGACCUGGCUAUAUUACGGGGUGUUCCACCAAUGGGUCUUCAAAUACAGAUGACUUUUUAUUACGAUGUUUGAAGAGCGCUGUUCAACUUGGCAAAAUUCCAGAUAUCAGAAAUACAGUUAAUAUGGUACCAGUUGAUCACGUUGCUGAAAUUGUUGUGGCAACUGCUUUCCACCCACCAUCUAAUGACGAGUUGGCGGUUGCACAUGUGACGGGACAUCCUCGUAUUCUUUUCAAGGAUUAUCUCUACUCAUUGCAUAGUUACGGCUAUAAUGUUGAAGUAGUAGAUUACGAAAUAUGGAAAGCAUCUUUGGAACACGCCAUAGUACAGAAUAAUGAAGACAAUGCUCUUUAUCCAUUAUUGCAUAUGGUAUUAGAUGAUUUACCUAAUAGUACAAGAGCUCCCGAGCUAGAUGAUACGAACACGGUUAAGUCCCUGAAGAUGGAUGCUCCUUGGAUUGGGCAAGAUGUUUCAGCUGGAAAGGGGGCUACUGAAGAACAAGUUGGUAUUUAUAUUUCAUUUUUAAAUAAAGUGAACUUUCUACCAUCUUCUACAGGAAAGGGAAGACUUCCUUUACCUGAAGUUGAAUUGACUGACGCACAAAUUAGAUCAGUGUCCUCUGGAGCAAGUGCUCGUACAAGUUCCGCUUCCACACAAAAUUAA
This is a messenger RNA of Kazachstania africana CBS 2517, 4170 nucleotides long. RefSeq names its product L-aminoadipate-semialdehyde dehydrogenase (gene LYS2). Lineage: Eukaryota; Fungi; Ascomycota; Saccharomycetes; Saccharomycetales; Saccharomycetaceae. Gene Ontology annotation, biological process: L-lysine biosynthetic process. The record is from RefSeq and is a predicted model, not a curated record. The transcript has a single exon. Gene Ontology annotation, molecular function: L-aminoadipate-semialdehyde dehydrogenase [NAD(P)+] activity; phosphopantetheine binding. The coding region runs from base 1 to 4170 and encodes 1389 amino acids.